Messenger RNA from Trifolium pratense (red clover), 926 nucleotides. RefSeq names its product auxin-induced protein IAA6. The transcript has 3 exons. Lineage: Eukaryota; Viridiplantae; Streptophyta; Magnoliopsida; Fabales; Fabaceae. Bases 102 to 644 code for a protein of 180 amino acids. Gene Ontology annotation, molecular function: protein binding. Gene Ontology annotation, biological process: regulation of DNA-templated transcription. Gene Ontology annotation, cellular component: nucleus. The record is from RefSeq and is a predicted model, not a curated record.
UAAGCACUUAUUUUCUUACAUAUUCAAAAAAAAAUAUUGAUCCUUCAUCAAAUAUAUUCCAACUCUUAAGAAAAAAACUUUGCCAAAAAAAAUAAUAAAAAAUGGCAAGAGAAGGUCUUGGACUUGAAAUAACUGAGCUAAGGUUGGGUUUGCCAUGUGGUGAACCACAAAAGAAUGAGAAGAAGAGGAUGUUUUCCGAGAUUGACGGUGGUGUCGGGGAGGAAAAUGGAGGUUCGGGUGAUCGGAAAAUUAUAGAGAAGAAGAAUCAAGUUGUUGGGUGGCCUCCGGUGUGUUCGUACCGAAAGAAGAACAUGAAUGAAGGUUCAAAAAUGUAUAUGAAGGUUAGCAUGGAUGGAGCUCCUUACUUGCGUAAGAUUGAUCUUGGUUUGCAUAAGGGAUACUUGGAAUUGGCUUUGGCUUUGGAGAAGCUCUUUGGUUGUUGUGGAAUUGAAGAAGCAUUGAAGGAUGCAGAGAAUUGUGAACACGUUCCCAUUUAUGAGGACAAAGAUGGUGACUGGAUGCUGGUUGGAGAUGUCCCUUGGGAAAUGUUUAUUGAAUCAUGCAAGAGGUUGAGGAUUAUGAAGAGGUCAGAUGCAAAGGGUUUUGGUCUACAACCAAAAGGAUCUUUAAAGAGAUUCAUAUAGAAGAAGGCAUGGCAAACUGAAAGAUAUGUUAGGUUUUCUAAUCAAUGAAGAUCAUCAAUUUGAAAUUAUGUUGUUUUUUUUUAAUUAUAUUCGAGAAGUAUUCCUUUAUACUAUAUAGUUUGUUAUGAAUGAACUAGGCUUCAAUCAUUAUGUUUAUUUUAAUUUUUUAUAUAUAAAAAAUAUAUAGGAACCAUUUUUAUUAAGGACUUAAAAGAUAUGUAUUGUCGGUGUUAUUGAGUGAAUUCCUUCAUUGAAAGGAAAAAGUAGUGUUUUUGUUGAAAA